AUGCCAGCUAUCUCUCUCCAGGAGAGCGACCUAGAGGUCCUCAUCAAGCGCCAAUGCACCUUGUCCAGCACCGGAAUCUGGGAAUGUGACAACCACUACGUCAAAUUAAGCACUCUCAUCACCAAGAUCCAAGACACCCCCCAUGGCGACGGCGCCUCAGCGGACGCCCACGCAUACUUCUACACAAACCUUCGGGAGCCCACCCCGGACGAAUCCUCGGAGGGCAAGGAGCCCAGCACAGCGAUCUGGCAACGUUGGAUGUUCCUCUGGUUUAUCCGUCAGGGUAUCGCAUUGGACAAAUUCUACGGCGCCUUCAACGCCAUAGAUGCAGAAUGGUACAAGAAGCAGCUCGACAACACCGAUACUCAUGGCCCCCUGGACACAAAUGACUUGGAUCAGACGAAAUCCUGGCCAUUUCCGCAAUUGCCGCCAGCAGCACAGAUCCUCGAGAUGUGCUUCAUGCAGGCUUUGGCGGCGGCGGCGACCAAUCCGGAUGUGUACUUCUUCACCAAGAAGGGGGAGAAGUGGAAACAAGAAUGUCCAGAGGAUUUGGAGGCUGAUCCGGCGCCGAUGUAUGCCGAGGAUGGGACAGUGAGCUGUGCUGACCAGGAGCCUGAGCUUCUGUGGGACCGGAGUAGGGAUAAGGAGGUGCAGCCUGGUUGGAUUUGUCCGGUGAAGGAGACUGCUCGAAGUGCGAACAUGUGA
Messenger RNA from Cyphellophora attinorum, 705 nucleotides. RefSeq lists its product as uncharacterized. The record is from RefSeq and is a predicted model, not a curated record. The coding region runs from base 1 to 705 and encodes 234 amino acids. NCBI's taxonomy places the organism in Eukaryota, Fungi, Ascomycota, Eurotiomycetes, Chaetothyriales, Cyphellophoraceae. The transcript is spliced from 3 exons.